CAUGGAAUCCGCGGGUUCAAUUGGCCUCCUUCUUCACCUGAUCUGAAUCUUAUUGAAAAAGUCUGGCGAUGGAUAAAAGAAGAACUAAAGAAAUUGCCUUAUGUGCUUAAAAGUAAAGAGGAUUUGAAAAGGGAGUUGCAAAAGCUAUGGGAUCGAGUAGAUUCACGUGAUUUUAGGCCGUACAUAGAGCGUUUAACUUGUAAGAUUGAAGAUGUGAUUGCUGUCCGAGGUUUAGCUACUAUUCAUUAA
This is a messenger RNA of Mollisia scopiformis, 249 nucleotides long. RefSeq lists its product as uncharacterized. Lineage: Eukaryota; Fungi; Ascomycota; Leotiomycetes; Helotiales; Mollisiaceae. Gene Ontology annotation, molecular function: nucleic acid binding. The transcript has a single exon. The record is from RefSeq and is a predicted model, not a curated record. The annotation marks the transcript as partial.